Phytophthora infestans T30-4 is the source of this 1575-nucleotide messenger RNA. RefSeq lists its product as uncharacterized. The transcript is spliced from 2 exons. Lineage: Eukaryota; Oomycota; Peronosporomycetes; Peronosporales; Peronosporaceae. The record is from RefSeq and is a predicted model, not a curated record. The coding region runs from base 1 to 1047 and encodes 348 amino acids.
AUGGAGAAGUAUAGUCGGUGGUCGGAUCUGACGACAGGCAUCAACCCGUUCGUGCCGCAGCGUCGGCGCUUCACGUCCGGAUGGCCCGUGACCAUCUUGCAGGUCAUAUCUGGCUCCGCUUUGGCGCUCGUACGCUUCCCGUUGGUGCUAGUAGCCUUCGUCGCGCUAUUUCUAGUCAACCUAGUGGUGUCCAUUCUCGCCGUAAUCCCGUUCCUAGGACGUCUGCUUAAGCGCAUCACAGAAUGGUUGCUGUGCUCACUCCUCCUCCUGCUUUUCGGUGUGUUCACCUCGAACGGCUCAACUCGCGUUGGAUCUGGCGACGUGCUGGUUUGCAACUACACGAGCUUUUUGGAGAUAUUAUACCUGGCCACGCGCUUCUCACCAGUUUUUGUAUUUGCUACAGAGACCAAGAGUAACGACGAAGGAUUGGUACACGUAUGUGGCCUACUCGAGGCGCUGUACAGGUCGUUGGCAAUGCCUGUGAGUGUUGAACGUGUCAAACCCACAAGGAAGAUCGCAGACGUAGUGCGUCGAGCUGCUGGGCCAGUAGUCGUGCUUCCCGAGGGGGCUAGAAGCAAUGGUAAGGCUGUGCUGAAGUUCAUCCCCGUGCUACAGAACCUGCCGGUCAAGACCCGCGUACACCUCGUGGCCUUCCGCUACGAGUUCAAGCGCUUCAGUCCGAGUCAAAGUGCCGGUGGUGCCUGGUCUCACCUCUUCUGGACUGCCUUCCACGUGUACCACACCAUGCGUGUGACGGUAUUGAGUGCUAAAGACUUGAAUCUAGACGACUUAACGCCGACUAAACUACCGAGUAACAAGAGCAGUAAGAAGCAGGAGAACUCCAAGACACUGUCGACUGAUCAGGUCGAGAAACUACGCACACUUCUAGCCGCUAUGUUACGCACCAAGACCGUUGACUUGGGACCAGAGGACUCUGUGUCUUUCAAUAAUUACUGGAAGCACGUCAACAGCGGAGGACGUCAACCAGCGUCCCAAUUCACGGACCGCAAGGCUCCUCAUGAACACGCCCAAUGGGCCAAGAGAUAGAUCAACGAGACACACACUGGACAAACUGCGUGUUGUCUAAUGAAUAGAACGUUCUAUCGACUUUCUUCUCCCUAUGCUAGCUUCAUGAGAAGCUCGUAGACACCAAUACCCAGCUCCACGGAGAUGAGGAUGAUAAUGUACCACUCGAGUCGCUCGCCUUUGUGGGAGUCCAAUACUUCCAAGAAGAACUACAAUACACAACCGUCAGCUUUACUCAAUACCUUCACAAAAUACUCACAAACUCACCUUGGUGUUGUGUUGGAUCAAUUCCAGCUUGAAAUUGAGGUUUUGAAAGCGCUCGUUGAGCUCGAAUUCUUCGAGUAGCGACUCCCACAUGUUGUGGUAUCGGGUUUGACUCCAGGCCGGAUCACCUGGUCUCUUACGGUCGAUCACACGUAGCUUACUCACCAAAUCGAUGAGUAGUGUGUUAUUAGACGCAACGAUCUUGAACAAACGCUUUGUUUGCUCAUUCUCGCGGCCAAAUAAUGCACCGCGAGGUCCUUUCUUCUCCACGUCAGUGUUGAGCUU